This is a messenger RNA of Myripristis murdjan (pinecone soldierfish), 1292 nucleotides long. It is a transcript of the gene dlk2, whose product is annotated as delta-like 2 homolog (Drosophila). Lineage: Eukaryota; Metazoa; Chordata; Actinopteri; Holocentriformes; Holocentridae. Bases 56 to 1279 code for a protein of 407 amino acids. Gene Ontology annotation, biological process: heterophilic cell-cell adhesion; establishment or maintenance of epithelial cell apical/basal polarity. Gene Ontology annotation, molecular function: calcium ion binding. The record is from RefSeq and is a predicted model, not a curated record. The transcript has 6 exons. Gene Ontology annotation, cellular component: plasma membrane; protein-containing complex.
UCCUGCAGGUCGCAGGUCGUCGUCAUCCUCCAGACAGGUCGGCCUCACUGCAGCCAUGCCGCCUCCCGGCUCCGUCCUGCUGCUGUGCUCCUGCGUCCUGCUGCUCCAGCCCGGCCGGGGUCACGACACAAACUGCAGCUGCAACGCCAACAGCCGCUGUGACGAGACCGGAGUCUGCAGGUGUGACCCGGGCUGGGACGGCCCGGGGUGUGAGCGCUGCGUCCCGAUGCCCGGCUGCCUGCACGGCUCGUGCCAUCAGCCCUGGCAGUGCAGCUGCCAGCCCGGCUGGGCGGGGCGCUUCUGCGAUAAAGAUAUCCAUGUUUGCUCCAGAGAGAAGCCGUGUCAGAACGGAGCGACCUGCGUCCUGGACGGCGGCGGCGAGUACUCCUGCCUCUGUCCCGAGGGAUUCCAUGGCAGGAACUGCCAGCUGAAGGCGGGACCCUGCCACCGGAGGAGGUCUCCCUGUAAGAAUGGCGGUCUCUGUGAAGACAAUGGUGGCUUCGCCUCAGAGCUGACGUGCCACUGUCUGGCCGGCUUCACCGGGCCGCGCUGCGAGACCGACCUGGACGACUGCUCGAUGAAGCCAUGUGCCAACGGCGCCACCUGCAUCGACGGCGUCAACCGCUUCUCCUGCCUUUGCCCCGAUGGCUUCACCGGGCGCUUCUGCACCGUCAAUCUAGAUGACUGCGCCAGCGGCCCCUGCCUCAACGGUGGCCGCUGCCUGGACCGGGUCGGGGCGUUCCGCUGCCUUUGCCGUCCCGGGUUCACCGGCGCCACCUGCGAGGUGGUGCUGUGGAGCCGGAAGCCCGAUGAGCAUGAACCCGCCUGGCCGUCCCUGGGCUGGGAGGGGGGAGGAGGAGGAGUGACCCGCGGCAGGAACCGGACCAGCAGCAGCACCGGUGGUAACAGCGGCGGUGACGGCAGCACCACCAGCAGCAGUUUCCAUGGCGACCGGUUGUUCAAGGUGUCGGUGAAGGAGGUGGUGACCCAGCAGGGUGCGGUCGCCCUGUCGGAGCUGCAGCUCGUCACCCUGCUGGUUCUGGGCGGGAUCACGUCGGCAGUGGUGGCACUGACCGCCGGCUUAGUGCUGCGUGGGCGCUGCCGGGGCCGCCGUGCCUCCUGCCGCUGCUGGACACUGUCAUGGCGGCCACGAUGGCGGGGAGGAGGGCGGCCGACCCCGCCACAGGGUGGGCCGACCGGCAGCGAGCGCGAGUGUAAGAUCAGCUUCCUGAAUGGAGCAGAAGCACAGAAGAAGAGGCUGAACAGCGAGGUGAUAUAAACUAAACACAGAG